This is a messenger RNA of Sinocyclocheilus rhinocerous, 1253 nucleotides long. Its product is annotated as probable G-protein coupled receptor 174. Gene Ontology annotation, cellular component: plasma membrane. Bases 117 to 1166 code for a protein of 349 amino acids. Gene Ontology annotation, molecular function: G protein-coupled receptor activity. Gene Ontology annotation, biological process: phospholipase C-activating G protein-coupled receptor signaling pathway; positive regulation of Rho protein signal transduction. Lineage: Eukaryota; Metazoa; Chordata; Actinopteri; Cypriniformes; Cyprinidae. The transcript has a single exon. The record is from RefSeq and is a predicted model, not a curated record.
UUGUGUUUCCUAAACGCUGAGAGGUGACAACGUGUGCCAUCCCAAAUCCACAGUGCUAUGCCAAGCUGAAGCUUUGCAGAGUUAGCCGGAGGACUCUCGAGUUACACGGGAGGAAGAUGAAUGCUUGCAAUAACACUACUGAGCACCAAGAAACCUCAAUACAAGAAUAUCAGCAUCAGAUCUACGCCGUCUUCUACACUGUGAUUCUCGUUCCUGGACUGAUCGGCAAUGUCCUCGCGCUCUGGGUUUUUUACGGCUACAUAAAGGAGACAAAGAAGGCUGUGAUAUUCAUGAUCAACCUGGCCAUCGCCGAUCUGCUGCAGGUGCUAUCACUACCUCUGCGCAUUUACUACUAUUUGAACAACUCAUGGCCUUUCGGUGAUGCCGCCUGCCUGCUCUGUUUCUAUCUGAAAUACGUCAAUAUGUACGCCAGCAUCUACUUCCUGGCUUGCAUCAGUGUGAGACGCUGCCGCCUCAUUAUCCAGCCGCUGCACUGCGGCGCCACCAAGAGACGGAGGGAGCGUGGCUUGUGUUUAAUCGGGUGGCUCAUCGUGUGUCUGGGGUGCCUUCCCUUCCCUCUUCUGCGAAAACCCAACACCAACUCAGCCCAUCCCACACGCUGCUUCUCCGAGCUGCCCAUGACGCCGCUCAGCAAAGUGCUAGGAGUGUCCCUGGUGACAUUCGCGGAGAUGGUGGGCUUUCUGCUGCCGCUGGGUAUCGUGGUGACCUGCUCGUGGCUGACGGCGGCGAGUCUGCGGCAGAAGACCUGCGUGCUGCAGGACACCGGGGAAAAGCACAAGGCGCUCAAGAUGGUGCUGAGCUGCGCUGGUGUGUUCCUGGUGUGUUUCGUGCCCUACCACAUCACCUUCCCUUUAGACUUCUUGGCCAAAUCAAACUACGAUGUCAGCUCUGCUUUUAAGAACGCCGUGCUGCACAUUCAUCCGGUCACCUUGUGUCUAGCGAGUCUGAACUGCUGUCUGGACCCAGUCAUGUACUACUUCACCACUGAUGAGUUCAAGCGGCGUCUGUCCAGGCCAGAGUUUCACGAAAGUUUGCCGUUACAGCACAGAACUUCUUUCUCCACAAAUGCUAGUCUAAACCAGACAGAUGAAGCACGGGGACGUUGUUUUAAGCCACACAAAAGAGCUUUCUGUAUGUACAAUUGAUGUACUCCGAACAUUUUUCUUGAGAACUUCAUGAGAUCUUCAUUCUGCUCUUGAAGAUCCGGGAACGGGCAAAAAGGCAUUUAUUUA